This is a messenger RNA of Pseudonaja textilis, 1489 nucleotides long. It is a transcript of the gene SLC25A47, whose product is annotated as solute carrier family 25 member 47. Gene Ontology annotation, biological process: transmembrane transport. Gene Ontology annotation, molecular function: transmembrane transporter activity. The record is from RefSeq and is a predicted model, not a curated record. NCBI's taxonomy places the organism in Eukaryota, Metazoa, Chordata, Lepidosauria, Squamata, Elapidae. Gene Ontology annotation, cellular component: mitochondrion.
CAAACACAGCUGACGUGGUGCAGAUGGAUUUUGUUGCUGGAGCCAUUGGAGGUGGUGUUAGUGCUGCAGUAAGUUAUCCAUUGGAUACAAUAAAGGUGAGAAUUCAGACAGAAGCACACUAUCGUGGAAUAUCGCACUGUAUCAGAGAGAUAUAUAGAACUGAAAGGGUGCCAGGUUUCUUCAAAGGCAUUUCAAUAACGAUUUUAAUGACAUCACUGAUCUCAUCAUUUUCAUUUGGAAUCUACAAAAACUUCCUUUAUGGUAUCUGUAGAUUACGAUAUGGCUCUGCAGACAGAAAACCAUCAAAAGUGGAUAUAUCUUUUGCAGGUUGUGUUACUGGAGCUGUCCGGGUUGUGCUAAUAUCACCUGCAGAAAUAGCCAAAGUAAGAUUACAGAUCCAGAAAGACCCAUAUUACUUGAUAGGAUCAGCUCGUCCCUUUGACUCCCAACCUAAGUAUCAAGGUUCCUUGCAUUGUCUGAGGACAAUAGUCAAAGAAGAAGGCCUUGCAGGUCUAUACAAAGGAUCUUUGGCUCUAUUGGGCAGGGAUUGUCAUUCAUGUGGAGCGUAUUUUCUCACCUACUCUGUCCUGUGUGAUUGGCUUACUCCAACUGGUAAAAACAAACCAGACCUUUGGGCUGUGCUUCUAUCUGGAGGCUGUGCUGGUGUUCUUGCUUGGGGUACAGCAACCCCAAUGGAUGUCAUUAAAGCCCGAAUGCAAGCAGAUGGUGAUGGACAGCGUAAAUAUACUGGACUAGUGCACUGUGUCAGAGACAGCAUAAGGGAAGAAGGAGUAAGAGUUCUUUUUAAAGGCCUUGGACUAAACUCACUUCGUGCAUUUCCUACAAAUAUGAUGAUAUUCUUAAUUUAUGAAGCUGUUCUUAGAUUUGGGGAACGUUUGGAGAAAUGAAGAUUGUAUUUCAGCAUUAUUCUAUAAGUGGUUUUAAAGCCAAUUUAUUUAAAUACUUUUUUAGAAAACUCUUGGCUUGAUAAAUUAUCUUUAUGUUUGCAAAUUUCAGAAUUGGAUGUAUGCAUUAAAACUUUAUUAUGCUGUCAAUAGUUUUUUGGGGGGUGUUUGUGUAGCAUGAGGGGAAUAAAUUAGGAUGCUUUUGUUUAUAAUUACAUAAUUACAAACAAGAGUUAGGAUGAGUUCACAUUGCUAGAAUUACUGAUCUUGUAGGAGUUCUUCUAGGAGCUGAAGGCCUGCUGUUCAUUUAAUCAAUUCAAGAGGGUCAAAACUGUAUCUCAGUCUUGACUGCAUUUUCUUUUAUUUAUUAAAUAUGCUUUUAAAAAAAGACUCCUUGAAGAUUAAAGAUACUGUUAAAAAUAAGAUAACUUUUUAAUUGUAGUCUGUAUCUCACCUAAGUUUAAAAAUCAUUUGAAAGGGGGCGGAGGGUUAGUAUACAUUUAAACAAUGACUGUGUUGCCUACUUCAUUAAUUAUGGGAUGAUGACAACUAGCUUCCUUGUCAAAGGAAUUGUUUGUAAAUAA